ACGUCACUGAUUAUGUCAUAAUGUCAAAUGCACUGCUGAAGAACACAAAUAGUAAUUUGUGAUUGAAUAGUAUUUCAAAACAAUUAUGAAGAAAUCAACAGAGAAACUGUCUUCAGACAAGUCGUCGGUAGAUUUAACUACACUGUAUUCUCCCAAGAGAUAUUUUAUAAAUAACGUUGAUUCGUACCAUGGAGACUAUUUCUUGCAAGAAGUGGCAAAGGUGUUCGAAAAAGAUAUUGUACCACUACCAUCAUCAUCUCGAAAUACCUCUCAAUCGCUUCUUGGUGAAGAUAUGGGAGUUAUAGAGCCCCCUCCGCCUGAGCAGCCCUACGAAAUUAUUGGGACUGUUGUUAAUGAAAAUACAAAGGGUUUGGAGAAACUUACGAGGAUCGUAACGAAAGAAGAUAGCAUACGACAAAUGCUGACAUGUGGCACAGUCGUACUUGAUAUUAGUAUCGAUAGAGAAGAACUUAAAUUGGCAAUGGAAUAUAUGACUGUACUGAAGGAGUUGCUAGAAAAACAAGCACCGGCAGAUGACGAUGCCGGUGAGCCUAGCGUCUUUACCGCCCCUGACUUCAAAAAACGCUACUUAAUAUUAAUAUCCACCGUUAUGACUUGGGCUUCCACCAAACCCUUAGAUCCGGAUAAUCCUGAAAUGCCUUUUGUAGAAACAGAUUUUCGUAAAAGGAGGCCGCAUCCUAAUUAUAAAAUGCAUUAUGACGUAGAAAAUGAAGUUAUUGGCAUAGCUAGAAAAUAUAGAAAACUUAUAGGAGCAAUAGUAGUAGCCUCUGGAGUGACCUAUGGAGGCAAGGAAGACGUGCUUUUCUUCUGGUUUCAAAAAGCAUGGGAGUGUGAACCGAUUCUUCCUAUCCUAGGUCGAGGAAACAAUUCAGUGCCUUUGAUAAAUAUUGUGGACUUGGGGACAAUUGUCCACAACUUAAUAAUGGAUUUCCCGAAGAAGUUAUACGUAUUGGCAGUAGAACAGAACGUUUCGAAACAAAGAGAUAUAAUAAAACCACUUGGACGACAAAUCGGUUCUGGAAUGUUCAAAUGCAUUCCACCAGAAGACGCAUUUUUGACUCCAGAAAUCGAUCAAAGAAUUUACGAUUUGAUGACUCUUAAUUUAAACAUGGAGCCAACUUUUAUCGUUGAGACAAUGGGACUGCAGUGGACUUUCGAAGGGACCUUCGCUGAUAACAUACCCGUUCUUAUGAAACAAUUUAAGAAAGAGAGAGGAUUGAAACCAUUUAAGAUUAUCGUGUAUGGUCCGCCUAUUUGUGGAAAAACAACUUUGGCAAGAAGUAUUUGUGAUACUUACGGUCUUAUUUACGUUUCCCCUGAAACCGUGGCCCAAGAUCUGCUGGAAGAUUUAACAUGGCGCGUGCAACAUUGGGAUAUUGGUGAAACAGCAGCGAUAGCUGUUCCAAAUCCUGAGGAAGAAGACUUGGGAAUGGAUGAUGAAGACCAGGGUGAAGACGAUGGAAUUCAAGAACAAGCUAGACAAACCUUGGCCUUACUCCAGUCGGGGCGUCCGCUUUCCGAUGAAGAAAUUAUUAUGUACCUUCGUCAAAAGUUGUUAAGUCGUGAGGCUCUCAACAGAGGAUGGGUACUUGACGGGUUUCCCAUGACCCAAGCACAAUGUCAAACAAUAUUUGAAAAAGGAGAGGAGCAGGAUUCUGAAGGUGGAGAAGAAACUCGUGACGAACCGUUUGAUGAAGAUGUGGAUUUAUAUAGCAAUGUGCUUAAGAAGCUAUUGCCAGAUAUUGUAGUAUCGCUGGAAGCUACUGAUGAGUUUAUUUGCGAGAAAGCUAUGAGACAACCGGAAGGAUAUUCUCGUCUGGAUGAAGAGACUACACUGAGAAGAUUAAGUGAAUUCCGAGCUGGUGAUACUCGAGAAAUUACUCCCCUUAAUUUCUUUGACGAAUUGGAUAUACAUCCAAUAGUGGUGCCUGUGAAAGACCAUACAGAUUACGAUAUGAAGGGCCCAUACACCGCCGUAACACUGCGAAUGGGUCGACCUUGCCGCUAUGGAAAACUUCUUGCUCUUAUUGAAGCUGCUGAGAAGAAAGAAAAAUGUGAACAAGAGACUUUGAAAUCCAAUGAAGCGAAAGCUCUAAAAGAAAAGGAGGAGAAACUAAGAACUGAACGCGAAGAGAAAAUGGAAUAUUGGACGGAGUUAUACGCAAUGAUGCGCGAAGAAGAAGAAGCAGCAUUGGCGGCUGCUGGCGAGCCCAUGCGCAAUUAUUUGGUUCAUCACAUCUUCCCAACCCUCACUCCUGCUUUACUUGAAGUCGCUAAAUUACGACCUGAGGAUCCUAUCGAUUUCUUAGCGGAACAUCUAUUCAAGCUGAAUCCGACCGGUAAAAUGCUUGAACCAGGAUAUAAUUUACAAGCGGAGAGUUUACUCGGGAAAAUUAAAAUAUUGGACAGCGCUUUGAAGGAUCUCGACAUUCAAAUUGAACCGCUAAUCACUCCAGAAUGUGAAAUACACGACCCAGAGCCUACCCACACUAUCAACCCCAUGAGUGCUCUUUAAAUUAUGAGUAUUGUCGUAGCUAUUUCUUAUAGGUAUCUUCAGGUAUUUAAUUACUUUUUGUUAA
This is a messenger RNA of Spodoptera litura, 2600 nucleotides long. Its product is annotated as adenylate kinase 7. The record is from RefSeq and is a predicted model, not a curated record. Gene Ontology annotation, biological process: nucleobase-containing compound metabolic process. Gene Ontology annotation, molecular function: ATP binding; nucleobase-containing compound kinase activity. Lineage: Eukaryota; Metazoa; Arthropoda; Insecta; Lepidoptera; Noctuidae.